GAUGAUACCGCGAUUGAGCGCUCUCCUCAUGUGAAGUCAAUCACAUUUAAAGUCAUGCCGUCGCUCUGAGGUUCACGGGGUAUUGUUUACUAAGGUAAGGUAUUCAAUGUCUCGCACGCGAUCGUGGCCCCCGCUGUCUACCUAUCUACCUGUGACGACGAUCUUACGGUAUCCCUACAUCAACAACAUUCCUCUCUCCCGGGUAACAUAAACAUACAGAUACAACGACGACAACGACAAGUACAGAGCCAAUGUGCACCUAUAAUCCUUUCAAAUACCACGACUAAUCCACCCAUCAGACCCAAAAUCACGAAAUAAACACUAUUCAAUCCCAACAACCCCGGAAUGCAGCCCUCCAUGCUCCCCUCCAUCUUCCUCCUCCCUCCUGAGCUCCUACUCCUCAUCCUCUCCUACCUCGACAUCCCCGACCUCCUCUCCACCUCCCGAACCUGCCAUCUCCUCCGUACCCUCUCCCUCGACCCCAAUCUACACGCCUCCCGCCUCCACCGCGCCUUCGUCAACCUAACCCACUACCUGCCGAUCCGCCCGCCUCUCUCUGAGCUCAUGGGCCAACGCAUCUACAUCACGCGAACUUCCCUCGCGGCACGCUCGCUCUCUCACAAUCUCAUCCGCAUCAAGCUGAACCGGCAGCUCUCGCGGCGGCCGAGCGCUGAGAGCCUCGUCGGCCGCGGCGUGCUGCCGGUGGAGUGUUUCGGGCAUUUGAACGCGAGUGUGAAUACCCCCGGGGGAGCGAAGAGGGAGCCGGGCGUAAGGGGGUAUAUAGGCUUGGCCCCGAGCUUGAUAGAGACGAAGAGGAGGGUGGAGAGGGAGAGGGUCAAGGAUAAGCUGAGGGGGUGGGUGGAGGAGUGGAGGAGGAGGUGGGAAAGGAGGGCUGGGGAGGAGCAUGCGAAGCCGGAUGUGAGGAGGAUGGCGAGGAGGUUUGCGAGGGAUGGGAAUGCGAAGGGGGAGGGGGAGAGGGAGCCUAGGUGGGGGAGGGCGGCUGGGAGGGAGAGGGAGGAGCCGACUAGAGCGAAGGUCUUGGGUCUCAGGCGCUUCUGGGAGACGGUUGGAAAGGAGGGCACGGCUUCUUAGGAUUGGCGGUUCUGGGGGUAUAGGUGCUAUGGUUGUUGGCCUUGGUUCGGUGCUGGGAGUUUUAUCUAUGGGUGGUUAAUCUCUUAAUAUCUGGGGCACUGCAGGCGCAUCUGUUGGGUUCUUUGGCUAUCAUAAUGAUAAUAUCUGGUAUCAAUAUUGGAUAGUCUAGCAUUCUAUCUUUGGAACUAAUGGACUUCUACUAUGAAAUAUGAAUAUAUACAU
Molecule: messenger RNA, 1314 nt
Organism: Amorphotheca resinae ATCC 22711
Lineage: Eukaryota; Fungi; Ascomycota; Leotiomycetes; Helotiales; Amorphothecaceae
Exons: 1
Coding region: 346-1092 (248 amino acids)
Molecular function (GO): protein binding
Source: RefSeq, a predicted model, not a curated record